Messenger RNA from Spodoptera littoralis (African cotton leafworm), 666 nucleotides. The record is from the annotation of a GenBank genome assembly. Lineage: Eukaryota; Metazoa; Arthropoda; Insecta; Lepidoptera; Noctuidae.
AUGAGCCGGCACGUGUGCCUGGCGGCUGUCGCCUUGAUGGCCGUACUCUGCGUGGCAGAUGCCCAGAGACGUCUUGCUCUACCAGACCCAAGAAGCUGUGCAAACAGAGUUCGUCACUCAACAUACCGCGACGCUCGUGGAGUCCUGCACUCUUACUUCUUCAGUUGGGAGCAUGCCCCAACCCGCAACCUGGAGGUAGACUGGCUCGACGCUAGGAACAUCUGCCGUCGCCACUGCAUGGACGCCGUCUCUCUAGAAACUCCCCAGGAAAAUGAAUUCGUGAAACAAAGGAUUGCUCGCGGAAACGUCCGAUACAUUUGGACUUCGGGACGCAAAUGUAACUUCGCCGGCUGUGACCGCGCUGACCUGCAACCCCCCAAUGUCAACGGCUGGUUCUGGUCUGGAUCCGGCGCCAAGAUUGGACCCACUACCCAGCGCAACACCGGUGACUGGUCUUACACUGGUGGAUACGGCCAACCUCAGCCUGACAACCGUGAAGCCGCUCAGGGUAACGACGAGUCCUGCCUGGCGAUCCUGAACAACUUCUACAACGACGGCAUCAAGUGGCACGACGUGGCCUGCCACCACGUGAAGCCGUUCGUGUGCGAGGACAGCGACGAGCUGCUCAACUUCGUGCGCUCGCGCAACCCCGGCCUCCGCCUAUGA